Molecule: messenger RNA, 510 nt
Organism: Magnusiomyces paraingens
Lineage: Eukaryota; Fungi; Ascomycota; Dipodascomycetes; Dipodascales; Dipodascaceae
Product: 60S ribosomal protein uL22
Exons: 1
Coding region: 1-510 (169 amino acids)
Biological process (GO): cytoplasmic translation
Cellular component (GO): cytosolic large ribosomal subunit; ribosome
Molecular function (GO): structural constituent of ribosome
Source: RefSeq, a predicted model, not a curated record
AUGACUCGCUACGCUGCUACUUCUAUUGACGCUUCCAACAGCGCUUCUUCCAGAGGUUCUUACCUUCGUGUUUCUUUUAAGAACACGCGCGAGACUGCCCAGGCUGUUAGCGGCUGGCAAGCCAACAAGGCUCUUCAGUACCUUGAGGCUGUCUCCGAUAAGAAGCGUGCUAUUCCUUUCCGCCGUUUCAAUGGUAGCAUUGGUCGCACCGCCCAGGGAAAGGAAUUUGGUGUUACCAAGGCUAGAUGGCCUGUCAAGUCUUGCAAGUUUGUUUCUGACUUGAUUAAGAAUGCUCUGGCCAAUGCUGAGGCUAAGGGCCUUGAUGCCUCUACUCUUUACAUUAAGCACAUUCAGGUUAACCAGGCUCCUAAGGUCCGUCGCCGCACUUACCGUGCUCACGGUCGCAUCAAUGCCUACAAGAGCUCUCCUUCCCACAUUGAGAUUAUUCUUGCUCCUGAGGCUGAGUCUGUUCCUGCUGCUGAGGAAGACAAGCAAGUUGCUACUGCUUAA